This is a messenger RNA of Mytilus californianus (California mussel), 8706 nucleotides long. RefSeq lists its product as uncharacterized. The record is from RefSeq and is a predicted model, not a curated record. NCBI's taxonomy places the organism in Eukaryota, Metazoa, Mollusca, Bivalvia, Mytilida, Mytilidae. The coding region runs from base 431 to 6604 and encodes 2057 amino acids. The transcript has 24 exons. Gene Ontology annotation, molecular function: guanyl-nucleotide exchange factor activity.
UCUCAGUCAGGUGUAAGAUGCGUUUUGUACAUAUAUGAAAAUAAAUUAGUUUCAAAGUGACAUACUAAGAUGACAGUGUAUAAUGGAUGCGAGGCGUUAAAUAUAUGUGUUUUUUCUUACCUUUUGUGUAUUAUGUGAAAUUAUACGAAUUAUUAAGGAGGAUUGGUAGGACUUUAUUAAAACUUAAACCUACACAUUUUAAAAUGUUGUUAAGACUCAAUGUGAAGGUGACAAGUUGACAAUUAACACAUUACAUGGCAUCAUGGUAAAUUCACUCGAAAUGGCAAGGAAAUGAUGGUUAUACAUGGAUUAUUUAAAUACUUCAGAACUGUGAAAUAAAUGUUAAGCAGGUAACUUGACACAUUAAAGAUUUUUGUUAAAUAAAGAGGAACUAUAAAAUUUCAGAAAGGGAAAUUCAAGCUAACACAACAUGUUUUCUUCACAGAUGGUUGGUGGUGCUAAAUACAUCGGUGGGCUAUCUAAAUCUGUAGCCUCUAGUGUCUGGAGCUUUUUUCGGACUAGCCAGGAAGAGGGUCUUGAAUACAGCAGUGAUGAAAACAGUGACUUCGAAAGUUUAGAUGGACCUAAUGUGAACUUGGAUAUUGAUGGCAGCAGAAGCCUGGAGGAUGAAUGGCUACAGAAGUAUAAAGAUGUCCAGGCAAGCUUAGCAAAAGACUAUGAUUCAGAUUAUCAGGACAAUGUUCCUAGUCACUUAGAUCUAAGAUGUGAAACACAACAUCAUAAAGAAGAUUAUCAUAUAGAUAGAUACAGUCAUGAAUCUGAAGGUUUAUUGCCUCUGAAUCAACCAUCUGAAUCUUCAUGGCAAGAUAAAAAUAACUGUAAUGAUGGAUGUAAUAUUCAUCUUAAUGCAAACUCUGUCAAGUGUUCUAAUCAAACAGAGUAUACAAAUCAUCAUUAUCAUGAAAGUCAAACAAAUUCAAAUGAUCCAUUAUGUAAAAGACAGAUCAAGGAAGCAAAUAAAACUUAUCUUGAUGAUUCUGUGAAACAUGAACUAUUGAAAGAAAAUAAAACUGAUUUUGAAAGUUCUGUUGAGACAGAUUUACAGAGGGAAUGUACAUCGCAUUUGGAAAAUUUUAUGGCAAAAGAAACCUUGCAGGAACGUACAACUGAUUUUGAUGAUUUGAAGGAAAAUUAUUUCCAGCGGGAAUAUACAACUGAUUUUGAAAAUUCUGAGGAAAGGGAUUUCCGGCAGGAGUGUACAACUGAUUUUGAAAAUUCUAAAGAAAGGGAUUCCAGGCAAGAAUGUACAACUGAUUUGGCUGUUCCUGAGGGAAAAGAUUCCCUUCAGGAAUGUACCACUGAUUUAGAAAAAAAGUCUGUUGAAAAAGAUUCCAAACACCCAACUACUGAUUUUAAUGAUUCUGUUGGAAAACCAUAUUGGUCAGAAAACAGAACUGAGUUGAAUGAAAGCAAUGCAAGAACUCCAGUUGGCAGUUGUGUUGAAGAAGAUUCACAAGAAAGUGACACAUUCGCCAGAGAAAUGAUUUCUGGAAGUGAAACAAAUUUAGGAGUUGGAGCAAGUGAAAAGGACAUUCCAGCUAAGGAAAAUACCAAACCAUGUCCACCUAGUCACCAGAUAUAUAGAAAUCUCCAUUUAGUAAUUCUACGACCUGUCAGGGGUGUGAAAGUUAAGACUGAGAGACAGUCUCUUUCACAUAGCAAACAAUGGAGUUCAAGAUUCAUUGAGAGAGAUAAACAACCAAAAUAUAGUGCAAAAGCAAAUGUAAAUGACUCUCCACAUGCUCUAGAGUUUAAUACAGGGGAUACAGAAAACAGACCAACCAGGACAGAUAUGAUCUCCGAUGGAUCCUGUCAUAGAAAUGCUGACAAAACAUUUAAAAGGUUUCAACAAUCCUCUGCAUCUGUUUCCAUGGAUGCUGAAACUAAGGGUGAUAACUCAGAACAGAAAGGGGUUCCAUACAGAGUUAAUGCCACACAAAGGUGUUUGGAUAAUACAGAGUACCUUUACAGUAAACUGAGAGCUGUAUAUGGAGAAUGUACAGAUGAAGCUGUAAGAGAGGCUGUGGUACAGCUGAAUACCAAAUACAGUGGUUAUAUGUUGUAUUUCUGUGAUACCUUCCUAGACCCAGCCCUAGAACUCAUCAAAACAUUCAAAAAGAAUUUCCAAGAACCAGGAUGUCUUAGCACUUUUCAGUGGCCAGUGUGUUGUCAAGGAUCUAUUAUAAUUCAUCUGCAGGACACCAAACAACUGUUACCAGGGCAACAAUAUAUUUACAUCAGAAGGUCAUCUGGAGGUCAAAUACAGCUUGCUGUUAAAUAUUGUUCUUUACAAGGAUUACGUGAUGUGAUUUUAAGGAAAAAUAAUGAAAUUGCAAAUGUUUUGAAUAUGGAAUGGUCCAAUCGAUUUAAAAUGAGGUCUGAUGAAGAUCUUGGAAAACUACUACAAAGAACAAUGGCAUCUUUUGAAGAUAGUAUCCAAAGAAUAAAACUAGAGGAAACUGCUGAUUCAUGCAAGGAUUGUAAAAGGAAUAGACAAAUAUCAGAUGGGAAAAAAGUACUGUUAGCAGUCACUAAUAGAUCAAAGUUCUCAAACAAACCAGAUGGUUACUAUCCACAGAUGAACAACGAUUUACAAUGUAAUCAGCCUCGGAGUCCAGGAUUUUAUAACCACAGAACUCUGGAUGUUCCAAAAACUAUCAUGGACGUAGAUUAUGAUCUGCUGCAGUCUGGGAUAGCUAUUCUACCAGGAUGUCGAGAUAUGCGAGGGGGAGCAGUAAUUUUCAUUUUCACAGGAAGUUCUCUCUGGAAAAAUCAACAGGUAUCCAGCUCAGAGUUAGCAAGACUCCUUUUGUAUUAUAGAUCUGUUCCAAGAGAGGAAGUUAAACAGAAAGGUCUUACCAUUGUUGCUGAUGUCAGAGGCUCCAACUCUUCUACAAUUAAUACUUUGUUAGAGGCUAUAUAUUUAUUAGAGGGUAACAUACCAAAUUGUAUUGCCUCAUUAUUAUGUGUUGCUGAUCUCCAUACUGAACCAUUGGUGCUGAAGUCUCCUGUGUAUGACAAAAAGGCAUCUUUUAAGAGCUGUGUUUUACUGUCAGUUGAACAACUUUGUGAUUCUAUAGAACUAGACCAGCUACCAUUAAUAUUCCAUGGAUUGUUUGUAUACUGUCACGAGGACUGGGUUAGAUUUCAUAUGAAACUGGAUCCAUUUUUGUCCAAAUUGCGAGCUACAGCCAAAUAUUUAAUAUGUGUAAUGCAGGAUUUAUCUGAUGUUGAUGUAGUGCCAAAAAAUUUUGAUGAAACAACUCGGACAAUCAAACAUCAUGAAGAAUCAGUGAAAUCGGCUUUAUGUGAUCAGAGAUUAAUUUCAUUACAAUCAGAUGGAAAGGGAAUAAUAAGUGAUUUACAAAAAGAGGAGGAAUAUAUGUCACAUACAGAAGACUAUAGGGACUGUAUGAAAGCUGUUGACCAGUUAUACAUUCAGCUACAGAAUAGUAUGGUGAAGUUAGUAAAGUUAUCAGAGAAUAGAUUGAGAAAGCUGGAGAAAUGUCUACAUCUCAGGGAAUUCGAAGAAGAGAGUAAUAAGGUCAUCAGUUGGUUACAGAGCCAUGGUGGACAGAUUGCUGACCGCUAUGCCAAUCUGGCCGACAACUUAAAAGCCAUCCGAUCUCAACAGAAAGACUUUGAGAAAUUUCACUUCAGUGCAAUGUCUUUCAUAGAAAAAGGAAAUGAUUUGUUAGAAGAGGCCAGUAUUUUAGCCCAAUCUGGAGACUUUGAUGAUGCUACAGGGUACAAAGAAUUGGCCCGGACCCUGAAGAAACAUUUACAAGACUUUACACAGAGACUGGAGACCACCAGAGAAAGGAUAGAGAGUACCACAAAGUGUUAUCAUCUCUUAGAUAAGAGCUAUGAAUGGGCUUUAGAAGCAAUGAAAUAUGUGGCCAGUAUGAAAAUGGACCAUUCGACAACUUUAGAAGGACUCGAAAAGUUAUUACGUAGUCUAGAGCUUUACCUUCGUCAUCAUCCUGCAAUGACAGAGGCAACCUUUGCCAGUAUGUCGGAACUUGCCCAACAAUUGCAAAAUGAUAAACUUCUAGAACAGUGUCGUGUUGCGAAAGCACGUUGUGUUGAAACAAACAAUUUAUUGAAUCUCAGGCUGGGAACCUUACGUAGGGCAAAAGAAAAAAUGUUACGAGAACAAAAUUUGCAACCCUCAAAUAGUUUUGGUUCUCCACAUAGAAGCCCUGGACGGACUUAUGCAAAAGAUUCUAAUCAGAUGAGUCAGUCUUAUGAACUAGGAGAAGGGGCAUGGAAUCCCAUUCUUUCCAGUACCCCAGCUGUUCCAAACCGUGCAAUCCAUCCAGCUUUUAGAAAAUGUGUUUCUGAAGCAGCUUUUUCACCUCGUUCAGGAAAUUCUUAUAUUACUGAGGAUUUAUCUGAUCAUGUGGUUACUUCAAUUCCAAAAGUGUUAAAUGACACAACUUUAAAAUCUUCUCGAGAAGAUUUAACCGAAGACUCAUCAGAAAGUGCUCAAAAUAACAAGAACAAUAAUACUGAAAAACUAAAUAAUUCUUUAUCAACAACGAACUCCACAGAUUUUGUUUUUACUCCACCGUAUGAGCCAGGAAAUACACUUUCCUCUCAUAACAGACCUGUGAAAAAAAUGUUAAAACGGACUACAGUGAAUUCUCUAGAUACAAGUGGUGUAGUUCAAAAUGGACAUAUAAGUUUACAAAAACGAACUAGUGCUCCAUUGCCUAGUAAUGUUAUAAUUGAAGAAGAUGAAUCAAAAUUAUCUCCGCCAUUAAGAAAUCCACAGAUGAAGGCACUUGAAUGUCGGCCUGUUAGUAUGAUAACUGUCAGUACAGAUAGUCUUUCAAGUUUACCUGAGGAGGAAGAAGAAAAUGAAGAGAACAGUUGUACCAGUCCUCAAAAGAGAGAUUGGUCCAAAGGAGUUUGUGGUAGUCCACCUACCAGAGAAUGGACCCCAGUCCCUGUUAAUUCACAUCUGUCAGAGUUCAACAGAAAUGUCCCAACUGGAUCUUUAGCUGGUCUAAAACUUUCUGGGAAGGAAUCUAAAAGUAUUUUGGCUCAUGUUAUGUGUGAGAUGGUACAAACAGAGAGAGACUAUGUUCAGUCAUUACAAUAUAUUAUAGAAAACUAUAUCCCAGAAUUAUUACGAGAAGAUGUACCUCAGGCGUUACGUGGAAAGAGAAAUGUUAUAUUUGGAAACAUUGAGAAGAUCUAUCAGUUUCAUUAUCAGUAUUUCUUGAAGGAAGUUGAGAUGUGUGAACAGAAACCUUUCCAGAUCUCACAUUAUUUUCUCAUGCAUGAGAGUUUUUUCUACCUGUAUGCUUUAUAUAACAAGAAUAAACCAAAGUCUGAUGCUUUGAUGGCAGAAUAUGGUAAACAUUUCUUUAAGCAAAAACAAGAAGAGCUGGGUGAUAGAAUGGAUUUAUCUAGUUACUUACUGAAACCUGUACAAAGAAUGGGAAAAUAUGCCUUAAUGUUAAAACAGAUAAUGAAGGAAUGUCCUCAGUCUGAUGCAGCUUAUCAAGACUUAAAGGCAGCUGAACAAAUGGUAAAAUUCCAAUUAAGACAUGGUAAUGACUUGUUGGCCAUGGAUGCUUUGAAGGAUUGUGAUGUAAAUCUCCAGGAGCAGGGGAGUUUACUCCGACAAGAUGAAUUCCUUGUAUGGCAGGGAAGGAAGAAAUCGUUACGACACGUCUUCUUGUUUGAGGAUAUGAUAUUAUUCAGUAAAACCAAAAGAAACAGACAUGGGGGACCAGAAUAUUAUGUUUAUAAAAAUAGCUUUAAAAUGGCUGAUAUAGGGCUGACAGAGAACUAUGGAGAAUCAGGGUAUAAGUUUGAGAUUUGGUUCAGGAGGAGAAAUUCUGGGGAUAACUAUAUCUUUCAGGCCCCUAACUCAGAUGUAAAACAUCACUGGAUCAGAGGGAUUUCAAAAAUCUUGUGGAAUCAAGCUUUGAAAAAUAGGGAUCGUCAUAUGACAGAGAUGGCUACCAUGGGAAUAGGAAACAAACCAUGUUUAGAUAUCAAACCAAGUGCUAAUAAUAUACAGGAUAGAUUUGUUAACUAUGCUUUAGGAGGCAGGGGAGCAAGGACCAGGAACUCCAUAGCAGUGUCAUCUUUUGAUCAUUCACGACUCAACAACAAGCGACCUCAUUCUAUCAUCUCCAUUGGAAGUACAUCGUCGUCCAACAGUAGUCAUUCUGGUCUAUUUAUAAAUCCUGGUGCUGGCGGAGAUCCCUUUGAUAGUCCACGACACACAACUAACACAUGUUUAUCUAAUGAGAGUGGUAUAGGUACUGAUGUAUCCAGUAGUUACAUAGAUCAACCUUCAGAAAGUUUCCAUAAAGACAUGUCACCAACACACCAAUAUCAAUCACAUAAUGGUCCACCACCAUAUCACAUGACAUCCCAGGAAAUUCCACCUCUAGCUUAUAGUAGUACUGAUGUAAGUAAUGGUCCACCACAAUAUCACAUGACAUCCCAGGAAAUUCCACCUCUAGCUUAUAGUAGUACUGAUGUAAGUAAUGGUCCACCACAAUAUCACAUGACAUCCCAGGAAAUUCCACCUCUAGCUUAUAGUAGUACUGAUGUAUAAAUACAAAAUGUAUGAUAAAGAUGUAAUGUAGUGCACCAUUAGGACAGAUGACUCAUCUCAUUGGCUUACUCUUCUGUUUUCGUCCACUUCAUCACAUCAAUGUUAUUUCGUUAGAAGAGUGCAAUGCAAACAUAUGCUGAGAAACAUUGCUUUAAACAUUUCAUCAACCAUUGAUCAGACAACAGAACUUUUAAGACUGCUUUUAAUAGCAACCAUCAUAAAACUCUUAUUGUGGAUAUCAGUUUUAAGUAAAGGAAUCUUAAUGGAAAGAAUUGGUGCAACUAUAUUAAACAAUGUACAAAUGUUCAUGUACAAAUCAUAGAAUGUGUCUUAGUAAAAAUCCAUAUUGUUAAACAAUAGAACACGAGGCUUAGAUAGUGCUUAUUUACAGAUAUUCAUGAUGACUCCAUAUACAUGAUGAUAUACAUAUAAAGUAUUGAUGUAAGCAUUUGAACAUUAUUAUUGGUGCUAAAAUACAUUGUGUCAUUCAUACUGGUGUACAUACUACAAAGUGUAUUGUAUAAUUUUUACUACAUGUACAUUAUUAAUCAUUGUGUAUUAUUCAUGCUUGCUGGUACAUUUUGCUUCUUCCACAAUAUAAUUGUUCAAUAUAAAGUUCAACAAUAAUUUAGAUAUGAACCAAAGUUAUUUUUUCCUUCUUUUUGUGUGUCUUUUUGUCAAGUCAAAUGUAUUUGAUUAUAUGAAAAGUUCUUCAAUCCUUAAUAACAAGCAUAUUUAUCCUCAGAUGUUUAGGAGAAGUAACUUAUACUGUCGAUACCUAUAUUAUGCCUAAAACAAGUUUAACAAUUCUGUUUCAUAAAUAUUUGAAUAUGAGGUUAACAUUGCUUAUUGCCAAAUGAAAACAGAUAUGUAUAUUUUUGGAAUAAAAAUAAUUCAAAAUCAAUGUAUAUUGAUUGAAAAUACAACUAUGUAUAAAAAAAAAUAAUACUGUCAACAAGUUGAUAACAGGGAACAUAUUGUAUUUUUACAAAAACAAUGUUACCAUUGCAAUGCUUUUGCUAUUCUUUCUAUUUGUUCUUACAGCUCCCCAAUUAUUUACAAAUCAUUUGGUCUAAUUAACUGACUCUUGAGUAUUCUAGGUGAAUGAACUUCUGACCUUUCAGUCAUAAAACUUUAAACAGUACUCUGGGUACAAAAUGUGUGCUCAAAACACCAAAUCCAAUAUUUUGAUUGGUUAAUCUGUGUACGAUAAGUGUACUAAAAAAUAUUUAUUACUGCGAGGUCAGAAAAACACAUGUGACUAGUUUGAUUGAUUGCAUACAUUGAUGGAUUAAUACUUAUUAGAUAAUGUUAUAGUAGAUGGAAAAACAAACAUGUGCCAUACAAUAUAAAAUAGGUUUUAUCUGUAAUAGUUGUGUCAAUAUAAGAAGAUAAAUGAUAACUUGUACACAACAUAUAUAUCUGUUAUUAACUGCUGCUGUAUAAAGUGUUGUUGGUUUAAGUCAGUAAACAUGAAAUUAUUUAGACAGUAUUACAGAAUGUCUUCCAGGGGAGUAAAUUAUGACAUAGAUUGGAGAUUAGUAUUGUUUUAUAUCCAUUAGCUGUUAUAUUUCUAAUAAAAGGAAACCAGAAGUCUGUACUUAAUCAGAUAAUUUAAUAUAUCUGCUAUUUAAUUUUUUUGAACAAUAAGUAUAUAAUCUGAGACCAUCCAGAAUACUGAUUUUUCAAACUGGAUGAUUGUAUUUUUAGAUCUUGACUUAUUGGAUUGUAGUUUUGGAUCCUGAAUUCUAGACUCUGGAAUUAUAAAAAUGUAUUUUUUGGUUUGCUUUAAAAAGACGUGUUAUGCCAGAAGUUGUGCAUGGAUAACAUUAAAUUUUUACAGACUAUACAUACACAACUCCCAAGUAUCCUUAAUUAUUGCUUAUUUUCUAUGAAUUACACUCCAGUGCAAAUAAUGGUUCUGCUUAGAUUAUUUAUAUUGAACAAAGUGGUACAUGUAUAGUAUUGCUUUCAGACUCAUGUUUAUUUCAUGUGUACAGAUUUUUAUAUAGUAAGUUAACAUGUAAAUGAAUGAUAUUUAAGUUCUCACAAGUUUAUGUGUACACCUAAAUUUACCUCAUAAAAACUGAUAAAGAAAUUUG